CCUUCCUUUUUUUUAACCACCAUCAUCUUCCUCCUCCUCCUCCUCCUCCUUCUUCACCUUAAAAUAAUAAUAAUCUUUACUAUUCACAGACAAUAAUAAUUAAUUCUUAUUCUUCAUACUCUCUCUACUCUCCUCUCCCUGUCUAUCCUCUGCUCUGUGCUUAGAUCGCAACCACCCGAACUGGGCUGGGCCUAUACCCAAGAUUUCAUAUAGCAUCUUGGUAUUGCCUAGCUUCUCUCCAGGUACCCACUUUCGUUUUCGUUUACGUUAGAUUUUUCAGGGGGCAUCAUUCAAUUCUGACGGUUUGAUUGUUUCGAUUUCGAAUUCUGUGGUUCAUUUUUGUGUCACUAGGGCGAUGUGAUUGUAAUUAUUGUAUUAUUAUGAAAAAUGGAAGAAUAUGGCUGUGGAUUCCGGCUCGAAUUUGCGAAAUUUUAGAAACCGUGAAUGAUACUCAUGUGUAAUAAAGGAAUUGGCUGCCUGAGGGAGUCGGAGAAUCCAAUUGAUCAGCCACAGGUUCCUCCGCACUUGAUGGAGAGCCCCUCCACUAGCCCUCACUUUGGCUCUAAUGCCUCCAGCCUUGUUACCAAUGAGGAGAGCCCUCGCGUAAAGUUUCUGUGUAGCUUUUCGGGGAGUAUAUUGCCCCGGCCGCAGGAUGGGAAGCUGCGCUAUGUUGGUGGGGAGACACGAAUUGUUAGUGUUCCAAGGGAAAUUAAGUAUGAUGAGUUGAUGAGCAAGAUGAGGGAGCUUUAUGAAGGCGCCGCGGUGCUCAAGUACCAGCAGCCCGAUGAGGACCUCGACGCGCUUGUCUCGGUUGUGAAUGAUGAUGAUGUGACCAACAUGAUGGAGGAGUAUGAUAAGUUGGGGUCAGGUGAUGGUUUCACUAGGCUCAGGAUUUUUUUGUUUUCGUAUCCUGAUCAAGAUGGUGGUUCCUCACAUUAUGAUGGGGAUGAGAGAGAUCAUGAGAGGAGGUAUGUUGAUGCUCUCAAUCACUUGAAUGAUGGUUCGGAAUUUAGGAAGCUGCAUAUGGACUCCCAUGUUAUUAGUUCAAUUGAUGAUCUACAUGGAGUGGAACAGUUCUUUAGUCCGAUGAGUCUCGAGGGUGGUCUGCAUAGCCAGAGAAAUGAGAUACCUUUGUCUCAGUAUAACCUGCAUCACCUCAAAAUACCUCAUAUGGGGUCGGGACAGCACCAUCAACCCAUUACCCAAAGGUAUAACGAAAUGGAAGCUCCAUGGAGCCCUGCAUACUAUUCUCCCAGGCACCAUGGUCACAUGGAUCCAAGACCAAUGCCAGAGUUUCCAUCUUCUCCUACCUCUGCACGGUAUCGUAUGACAUUUGCUGAUGUACCUGAUAAAUGUUCAGACAGAAUGCCUGAAGAAUAUGUUCGGCCUCCAUUGAAUCAUCAGCCUGGAUACGAGCACCAAACACAAUAUUCUGACAAUGUUGUAUGGCUUCCUAGUGGAGCUAUUUCUGGCGAGAAGUCUGGCUUUCCUGGUAACAUUUUUCAUGGAAACAAUGUUCUUGAAGGAAAUGGUGUAUCUGAACACUGUCGGGUAUGUUUUCAAAGAAACCAACAUUAUGAGCAGCCCAACAUGGUCAAUGGAUUUCAUCAGGUUGCUAAUACAUGUGCUGAUUGCCGUCCAAAAUUGCACCAUGGUUACACAGAGCAGAAUAGUGAUCUGCCGUCUCUGUAUAAGGAGAACCAAAAUCAAUGGGUUCCACAUCAUUUAAAUAGCCGCACUGAGGAAGCAAGAUCACAAGUGUCUGGAACUGGAAAAUUAAAUGAUCACUACAUUGUAGAUGGUCCUGGUGUGAGUUUGCCUCUCGUUCACACUAAUAUGAUGGAUGUCCAUCAUGCCUCUUCCAAUCUUAUCCAUCAACGAGUUGGCUCUGAAAUGGGAAAUGAAGUGUUUAAUGACCGACCUCUGGCUGGCCUGCCCCCUCUACACAUUCCUCCUGCAGAAGACCGUGGUGUCCGAUAUGGAAAUCUUCCAUAUGCCUACGGAGGAGAUAAUCUUUACCCAGCCUCUCAUGGACAUACUCCAGGGCAUGCAGUAUGGAGUAAUGUUCAGAGCACAAUGCAUGCUGUGCCACCCUUUGAUACAUCCAAUUCAGCUCCACAAGUUAAUGGUUCAGUAAAUCCCGGAUAUCUCAGGCAGGAAGGUAGUCCAAGAUUUUGCAUUGGAGCAGGUAAUCCAAAUCUUUGGGUUGAAUCCUCGCAGGCGUUAGGUUUUGAUGGAAAAUCUGUUCACGACUAUUCUUGUGACCAAGCUUUGAACUUGAACCCAAACUCACUUGCUCAUGAAGAUCAUCAUCAAUUUGCUCCAGGAGUUAUUCAACCCGCACUUGAUGUAGUAAGUUCUGCUACACCUUUGGACACGACCGCUAGAGUUUUGUUGGAGACAGAGAGUGUACCUAGAGAAGGGAGUGAGGUGAUUGAUGGAGAGAAGAUUGAGAACUCUGACAUGCUGGCUUUAAAUCAACAAAAGUUGAGUGAUAAAAGUGAACUGGUGCCUCCUGAGUCGGAAAAUUUAAAUUGUCUCAAACUCGCAGAAGAAAGCAGUGACAAGGGCCAUGCUACUCCAGACACUUCAGAGCUUUCAGUUCACGAUUUGAGUUUUGUGCCUGAGUUGAUCGCAUCAAUAAAGAAAGCAGCCAUACAUGGUGUGGAGGAGGUAAAAGGAAAAGUGGAGGAAAGUACUGAUCCUCAGAAGAGUAUUUCUAUUGCCAUUGAAGCUGAAACAGACUGUUUGGAUCCAGUGAACACUCCUGGAGAGGGCGAAGCAGAUUCUGAUAGUGAGAAUCUGAAUAAUUCCAAAAUUGAGCCAACAAAAGCCGAGGCAGAAGCUAUUUCAAAGGGAUUGCAGACAAUAAAGAAUGAUGAUCUGGAGGAGAUCCGAGAAUUAGGUUCUGGAACAUAUGGGGCAGUUUUCCACGGCAAGUGGAAGGGUUCUGAUGUAGCAAUAAAGAGAAUAAAGGCCAGCUGUUUUGCUGGCCGACCUUCUGAAAGAGAGCGUUUGAUUGCUGAUUUCUGGAAGGAGGCUCUGAUACUUAGUUCACUGCAUCAUCCAAAUGUUGUUUCUUUCUAUGGUAUUGUGCGUGAUGGUCCUGAUGGCUCUUUAGCAACGGUGACUGAAUUCAUGGUUAAUGGAUCAUUGAAACAGUUUCUGCAGAAAAAAGACAGAACAAUAGAUCGUCGUAAGAGACUUAUUAUUGCUAUGGAUGCUGCAUUUGGAAUGGAGUAUCUGCAUGGGAAAAAUAUAGUACAUUUUGAUUUGAAGUGUGAAAAUCUGUUGGUGAAUAUGAGAGAUCCGCAGCGGCCUGUAUGCAAGAUCGGUGAUUUGGGGUUGUCUAAAGUGAAACAACAGACAUUAGUGUCUGGAGGUGUUCGUGGAACGUUACCCUGGAUGGCACCUGAGCUUCUUAGUGGGAAAAGUCAUAUGGUGACAGAGAAGAUUGAUGUUUACUCAUUUGGGAUUGUUAUGUGGGAACUGCUUACUGGCGAUGAACCCUAUUCAGAGAUGCAUUGUGCUUCCAUUAUUGGAGGAAUUGUGAACAACUCUUUGCGUCCUCAAAUUCCAACAUGGUGUGAUCCUGAAUGGAAGUCUCUGAUGGAAAGUUGUUGGGGCUCCGAGCCUGCUCUAAGGCCAUCAUUUUCUGAGAUCUCUCAGAAGCUGAGGAGUAUGGCUGCUGCAAUGAAUGUGAAAUAAUUCUGGGUUCGAUGCAGUUCAUUUACCUCUUCCAAUAUGGUAGCUCCGAGAGUUAGCAAUAGAGGACAAUAAAUUAAUUCAUAGUAUUUACAGUUUGAGUCCACCUGGUAUUAGAGGGAUACCACACCCACAAAUACCUGGUUUCCAAGUAUAUGAAGGCAAACAGUGUAAUAUCAUGCUGUGAUUUAUCUCUUAAGGGUACCCUACCUUUGUAGUACUGCUGUAAAAUGGUAAUUAUCUUUAUGGAGUGUCAAAUAUGUGGCUCUAACGUGGAAUUCUUCAUGAUAUAUAUACCUGAUAGGAGCUAUGAUGGCAUGAUACAAUGUUUUUCUUGUUUGGUUGGUGACUAAGGUACUCUGAUACUGAAGCCCAGCUUUUCUAUUGAAGACGUGUAUAUAAAGUAAUCAGGAGUACUAUGGUGAAAGCUAUAUAUGUCAUGAGAUAUAGCUUUACUUCCGAAUUAGAACUGCGCCAGUUUUUGUUAUUCAUUUUCAGCAUAUGGUUCUUAUGUUUCAUGAUACAGCCAGAGACAUCAGUUUAUGCCCCCCUAUGGCUCCUCGAAUGUAAAAAGUGAUCGUCUAUGAGAACACCUUCAUCAUUAUAUUUGGCUGUGUAGAGCACAGUAGCCCAAUAAACCUGACCAGGUCUUGUUUAUAUCACAUGUGACAUCAGGAUUUGCUUCAGAAUACUUGUCUCCGCUUCUGAGCAGUCCUUUGAGAAAAUUAUGUGUCUUAGUGGUCGAGUCUUUAGGGUGUAAUUGAAGGGUCGGUGUACUUUUGCUUUAUAAUGAAAUUGCAUGUUUUCAGGUA
Argentina anserina (silverweed cinquefoil) is the source of this 4517-nucleotide messenger RNA. RefSeq lists its product as uncharacterized. Gene Ontology annotation, cellular component: cytoplasm. Bases 445 to 3708 code for a protein of 1087 amino acids. Lineage: Eukaryota; Viridiplantae; Streptophyta; Magnoliopsida; Rosales; Rosaceae. The record is from RefSeq and is a predicted model, not a curated record. Gene Ontology annotation, biological process: signal transduction; protein phosphorylation. Gene Ontology annotation, molecular function: protein binding; protein kinase activity; ATP binding. The transcript is spliced from 9 exons.